AUGGACCUGACGGUGGACGGCGGCGGCGGCUCCUUCGCGCCCGCGGCGGCGGCCUCCGCCUCGAGCUCGCUGCUGUUUCUGCUCCUGCUGCGCGCGCUGCUGCUACACUCGACGCGCGACUUUUCGGCGCUGGCGCAGCUGCUGCUGCUGCAGCUCGCGCUCCGGCUGGCCGCUGGCUCGCGCAACGCAAGACGUCGCCCAGCGCUGGGGCCGCAACGCGCAACGUUGGACGCGGCCAGGAGACUCGCAGCGCUGUACGUGGGCGUGCAGGCGCUGCGCCACUUCGGGCCGCUGUUGGCCUUCCUGCUGCAACACGCGCAGCCGCUGCAGCAGCAACUCAAGCGCUGGCGCAACGGCGACGCGAACGACGCGCUGCCGCUGCUGCUGGGCUACGUGCUGGUGGCCGGCGUCUCUGCGGACGAGUACGGGGCGCUGCUGCUCACGCUGCUGCUCCUGGGGGCGGCGCUGGGGCUGCAGCUGGCGGCCGAGAGCCCCGCGUUGAGGGCGACGGCCGCUGACGCCGACGCGUCGCCCCUGGCCAUCGCCAUUGCAGCGGGUACGGCCGCUCUGCUGGCGGUGCUGACGCCCGAGAGCGUCGCCCACGCCCAGCAGAUCGCCAACGACCGGGCGAGCGCUGACGGAGGCGUCAUGAGCACGUCCACAUGGGCGUUCUACCUGCUUUUCACUGCUGGGGCUCAGUUUACGGCCGCGUUCUUCGACGGGAAGCUCCGGUCGCUCGCGAUGGCGAGCGGUUUGAUCCUCUUUGUGCUGCUGAAGCGAUGGCGGCGUGUAGGGGGUGCGCCCGCGAGCCACGUUCUGGGCGUGCUGUGGUCUAAGCGCACCUCGCGCCAGAUGCUGAUCUUCCUGUCGGUCAACGUCGCCUUCAUGUUCGUGGAGCUGGGUGUGGGGCUCUACACGAACUCGCUGGGGCUUAUGGGCGACGCUGGGCACAUGCUAUUUGACAACGGCGCACUCGUGAUUGGCCUCGUGGCGUCCUACAUUGGGCAACUGCCGCCCGACGCCAAGUUCACGUACGGCUAUGGGCGUGUGGAGGUUCUGUCGGGCUUCUUGAACUCGCUGCUGCUGCUUGUGGUGUCGUUCCAUCUGCUGACUGAGGCUGCGUCGCGCUUUCUGGAUCCCCCCGAGGUCGCCACGAACCAUUUGCUGCUCACAUCAACGGCAGGACUGGUUGUGAACCUUGUGGGUCUGUUCUUCUUCCACGACCACGUACACGGACACAGCCACAGCCACGGCGGCGAUUCAGCCUGUGGCGGUGGCCACGGACAUAGUCACGGGAAUUCGCACCACCAGGCCCAUGGUGAAGACGCCUCCGAAGACGGCCACCACGGUAGCAACAGCAACAUGUACGGCGUGUACCUCCACGUGCUGGCCGACACGUUGGGCAGUGUGGGCGUGAUCAUUUCGUCGAUACUGAUCCAAUUGUACGAGUGGCACGUGGCCGACUCGGCGUCCUCCGCGCUCAUCUCGCUGUUGAUUUUGGGCAGUACGCUUCCUCUGUUGCGCGACACUGCUCGCCAGCUACUGCAAGGGGCUCCAGAGGACAUGGAAGGCAGCGUCAAUGCGGCGCUACACGAAGUGCAGGCGUCAGUAUCCGGUGUGGAGCGCGUUGCGCAGUGGAAUAUCUGGCACCACGCAGGAGACAUGUGCGUCGCCACC
Phytophthora sojae is the source of this 1677-nucleotide messenger RNA. RefSeq lists its product as hypothetical. The record is from RefSeq and is a predicted model, not a curated record. Lineage: Eukaryota; Oomycota; Peronosporomycetes; Peronosporales; Peronosporaceae. Gene Ontology annotation, cellular component: membrane; Golgi apparatus. The transcript is spliced from 3 exons. Gene Ontology annotation, biological process: zinc ion transport; intracellular zinc ion homeostasis; transmembrane transport. Gene Ontology annotation, molecular function: zinc ion transmembrane transporter activity. The annotation marks the transcript as partial.